AUGACCAAAAGAUCGGCGUCUGUGUCGCCCCGUGCGGCAAAGCUCAUGCGAACAGACGCUUCCGGCGGAUAUUCGGCCCAAGUGGGCGAAACAUGGAUUGCUGUAGGCCACUGCGCCACGUCAAUGGGAAUUGUUGCCGUGGCGGUGAAAGCAUACGAGGCGGCGUUGGCGCACAUGCCCGAUUCCGUCGACGCUUUGGUUGGCUGGAGCCAUCUGCUUCGGAUGAGCGACAUUAGCGCCAACGAAACCGUCGGGUCGCAAAACGCCAUCCGAAGACUAGCAGCUGCAGGCGAGCGGAACCCAGAGGUGACCAAAAGUGCAGCCUUUUUCCGCGAGCUCACCGAGUGCUAUCUUCUAGUGGGGCUCAAUGAACAGGCGCAUCUGCUGAUCCAGCAGGCGGUGCAGCGGCAGCCGCAGGAUGCAGCGCUCCAUCUCUUGUUGGCGCAGACACUCAUUCGCGCCGGCGCGCGAGCGCAGGCGGGUGCAGCGUUGGCGCAUUGUCUCCUGCUCUUGCCUGCGCAGCUUGCGCAAUUCACCAAGGACGACAUUGAGACGGCGCGCAGGGCCCAUGCGGAAUUGGCCGCCAUUGCGGCCGCCGACGGCAACAUCGAGUUGCUGAUUACAGAGUUGCGCGCCACCUUGCUGUUGCCGCCGCCACCUUUGGCGCGCGCAGACGAGCACAUUGCCCUUUGGUGCGCCUUUGCCACCGCCAUGGAGCGGGCCAACCGCAUUCCCGAGGCGUUGGAAGCGUGCGAGCGCGCCGAAGUCGCCGUCGGGCCUUCGCCCCACAUUCUCAUCACCCACGCAUACUUGCUUUUGCUCGACACGUCGCGCGCCAACGCCGAGGCGGCAUUGACGCUUUUGUCCAAAGUGGUGGCGGCCGAGCCGCCCGAAGUGCGCGCGGCAGACUUCACCCCGGCCGACGCCGAGCGCGCGCCCGAUGUGCCAGGCGACUUUUUGCCCUGGUACCUUUUGGGCAAGGCCUACACGCAUCUCGAUGCGCCCCGCGCCGCAUACGACUCGUACCAGAUUGCCUUGCGCCGCGCAAACAACCUGCCCAUCACCUGGUUGGCCGUGGGCAAGCUCUACUUGGAGUUGAAGCAGUUGCCCGACGCCUUGGCCGCAUACCUGCAAGCGUUGCGCCUCCAAAUGAACGAAAACCUGCCUGGCACCGCCGCAGCCUGGGACGGCUUGAGCUGCGUGUAUGAGCGGUGCGACGACCAGCUUGGUGACGCAGCCGACGCCUGUCUGCGGGCGGCGUUUUGUUUCCGUGCCAUUGGCGACGCCAAGAGCGCAGACUACUUUGACGACCGUGCCAAGCGCCUCCAGGCUGCUGCCGAGGGCAAGGGCCCCGUGCCCGAGCUUGUGGCGCCGCAGGGUGUCCCCAACUACUUUUUGCGUGAUCUUGUGACGUUGUUGCCCAGCGAGCGUGUUGCGUUCGUGCUGGGCGGAACCAAGGCGCGUGCGCCCGAGCCGCCGGCGCCAAACGGCCGCGAUGUUUCAGCACAGCCGCAGGCGCCCGCUCCCGCGCUUGCCCCGGCCCCAGGUCCAGGCGCGCAACGCCCUCCCUCGUACGAAUCUCGCCCGCAGGGCGAGCGCACGCCGUUGGCGCCACCUCAGCCUAUGGCGCCACCCAUGGCACCUCACGCGUUCGCCCACAGCCCUGCGCCACAUGAACUUCCGGGCCCUCCUCCGCAUUACGCCUUGGGCCAGUAUCCGCCACACAUGGUGGGGAUGGGCAACGGCGUGAUGUCGCCGCCCGGCGGCCCUCAAGGCCACCGCUCGCCUCACAUGCCUCCCAUGCUCAACGAAGGCUAUCCGAUGGCAGGUUCCCCCGGAUACCUCUACGGGCAGUAUAUGCCAAUGCAUGGCGGGAUGAUGCACGUGCAGCCGUACGGAGGCACCUGGCGCAGAUGA
Clavispora lusitaniae ATCC 42720 is the source of this 1917-nucleotide messenger RNA. It is a transcript of the gene TCC1, whose product is annotated as Tcc1p. Gene Ontology annotation, molecular function: RNA polymerase II cis-regulatory region sequence-specific DNA binding; protein binding; chromatin DNA binding. Gene Ontology annotation, cellular component: transcription repressor complex. The record is from RefSeq and is a predicted model, not a curated record. Gene Ontology annotation, biological process: negative regulation of transcription by RNA polymerase II. NCBI's taxonomy places the organism in Eukaryota, Fungi, Ascomycota, Pichiomycetes, Serinales, Metschnikowiaceae.